This is a messenger RNA of Populus euphratica (Euphrates poplar), 1169 nucleotides long. Its product is annotated as tetraspanin-19-like. The record is from RefSeq and is a predicted model, not a curated record. Lineage: Eukaryota; Viridiplantae; Streptophyta; Magnoliopsida; Malpighiales; Salicaceae. The transcript has 5 exons. Bases 226 to 939 code for a protein of 237 amino acids.
GGAACACCCACUGUGUGUCUAUUAACCACCAAAACAAUAUCAGUAGAACCCACUCUUCGCACAUGCUUACGGACCACCAACCCCCGCUCCCUUUCCACACCAAUUCAGCAGAGCAUGGCGGCACUGAGUUUCAAAUGGGAAAUAAGCUGAGAGGAGCUUAUUAUUCUUCUGCCUACCAAUAUUGGUCAUGAUAGCUACUCAACACAGGUAGAUUCGAUACCAGAAAUGACAAAGUGUGCAAGGUGUUGCUUGCGCAACUCAAUCAGGAUCGUCAACUUGAUGAUGCUCUUGUGUGGGACUGGAAUCAUCAUAUACUCACUUUGGCUGGAAAAGAAAUGGGAUCAAGGUAUUGCUAAGUUCCCUCAUAGGCAAUCUCCUCUAACACCAUGGUUUAUAUUCACAUUUUUAGGAGUGGGAAUUGUUGUCUGCUUAAGCACUGUUGGUGGUCAUAUUAUAGCUAAUUGCAUCAGCAAUUCUACUCUUUUUUUCUACAUUUUUGCCAUCUGCUGCCUUCUUUCCCUUGAGGCGACCAUGGUCGUCGCGAUUUUCUUCAAGAUGGACUGGGGAAAGAAAAUUUCUGCAUACACGGGCAAAAAAACCACAUACUUUGAGAAGUUUAUAUUGACCAAUGUAAAGAUAAGCCGUGCAAUCACGAUCUUGAUUUUGGUGGCUCAGAGCAGUGUCGUUAUACUUUCUGCCAUUCUUUGGGCAGUAGGUAGCGAGCCAAGAACUCACUUUCUUGAGGUGGAUACCUCGGUAUUUAUUCAAUCCUUUCUAGUGCCAGCAGAAUCACCUGGAUUUGCAGAGAGACCAGGACAUGCUUGCAGAGGAUUUGGGACUAGUUUACCUCUAGGAGGAGGAAAUGCACUCAGAAACUUUUUGUCAAGUAUUAAGAGCUUACUCAGACGGAGAUUUCAGAGAACAUACACUGUUUGUUAAUCUCCCUUCCACCCUCUUUCAGUUGAGCACAACAGAAGGUUUCGCAAGUUCUGUACAUUGUACUAAUGCUUAAGAUACAAUGUAUGGAGAAAUUUUGUAGGUUCAAUGAAAGCCUGGCAAGAAAAAUUGCGUAAAGAUGCUCCUAAAAUUGCUUCCAUGUCUCUCCAUAUAAAUUUGGACACCAACUUUAAAUAAUCUAGUACAAAGGUUCCCGUCACCAUAUUUUUCUA